This is a messenger RNA of Echinococcus granulosus, 801 nucleotides long. RefSeq names its product Galactosylgalactosylxylosylprotein 3-beta-glucuronosyltransferase 2. Lineage: Eukaryota; Metazoa; Platyhelminthes; Cestoda; Cyclophyllidea; Taeniidae. The coding region runs from base 1 to 801 and encodes 266 amino acids. The record is from RefSeq and is a predicted model, not a curated record. Gene Ontology annotation, biological process: carbohydrate metabolic process; chondroitin sulfate proteoglycan biosynthetic process. Gene Ontology annotation, molecular function: galactosylgalactosylxylosylprotein 3-beta-glucuronosyltransferase activity. The transcript is spliced from 4 exons. Gene Ontology annotation, cellular component: Golgi membrane.
AUGAGGCGACCCACAAUGCUGGUGCUGCUUUUCAUUCUCAUCGGCACAGCUCCCUUGAUGUAUCGGUGGCAUCGCCAUCCUACAAUAUUCGUCAUCACACCGACCUACUCACGCCCAAACCAGAUGCCCGAAUUAGUACGCCUAUGUACUGUUUUAAACACUGCUGGCAAUGUCCACUGGAUAGUGGUUGAGGACGCAGUGACCAAAAAUAGAGCAUUGACUCGAUUUCUCGAUGAUUGCGGCCUUCCCUAUACUCACUUGAGCGCACCAACAUCCCCGUAUAAGAGGCACGUUCGAGGGACGAAUCAACGUAAUGAAGCUCUGCAUUGGUUGCGAAAGUCAUUUCAGUUAACCGGGCAAUCCGGAGUCGUGUACUUUGCGGAUGAUGACAACACCUAUCACCCAGAUCUCUUUGAUGAAAUGCGAACACUUAGAAGAGGAGCAACAUGGCCCGUGGGCAUGAUAGCUGCAUCUAACUGGGAGGGAUGCAUCACCAAUCCUAACGAUCGCAGCAAGAUAUCAGACUUCUGGACUAAUUGGGAGCCCAAUCGGAAGUUCCCUAUUGACAUGGCAGGUUUUGCAGUCAAUCUCAACGUGGUUUUGGAAUAUCCAAACGCCCUGUUUGACGACACUACUAUCGGAAGGCAGGAAGGUCUAAUACUUUUGAGGCUUGGCUUCAAAAAUGGUUAUGAGUUGGAACCAAAAGCUGAUGGCUGCAGGAAGAUCCUUGUUUGGCAUACAAAAUCAGCCACCCAGGAUGUACAAGUGAUCGGGCCAGCUACCAUUAUGAAUAUGUUAUGA